AUGAGUAAAAGGUCCCUCUCGACGUCAUAUUUGGAGGACCAGUGGCUGGAAGGCUGCGUGGAAGUGGGGGACGGAACAAAUCAGAGGGAGGCAGUGGAAUCUGGGGUGGCAGGGGAGGACGUCCUGGAACAGGACACAGGGGAGUCGACUGCUCUGAAGACAUUGAACGACUUGAAAUGCAUCUUGACCCUUGGAGCGGAAAUAGCGCCAAGUUUUCCCUCUGAGAAAAUGGCCGUUCUUGUUGUCUUGCUGUUGACUAUCUGUACACAGGAAUUGAUUUUUUAUGGUGUUCAUUCAACUCCACAGGUAGAAUUGGAGCGGCAGCGGACACUAGAUUUCAUUUUGCAGGAAGGACAACGGGCUUUGGCACAACUAGAAGCUGUUGGCCAGAGUUUUCAGACGCUAGGGCGUGGGAAAGAAGUAUUACAGCUCUUGGAAGAAUUUAGAACUCCCCAAAAGGAGUCCAACUCUAAGGAGCUAGCUGUGGAGGCACGCAUGUCUUCCUAUCGAAUUGUACAGUGUAAAGAGGCUCUACAGCAACUUCAACCCUGGAUACAAAGCUCUAUUUCGAUCCCCGAAGAGGUGGCAGAACGCCUUCUCAAAGUUGUUUCGCACACACGGCAAGCGGGCAAGGCAAGACUCAGGAGGGAUCUCAAUGCGGCCGCCUGGGUGGAAAUUGUGCAAGAACGGUUUGGUGUCUCUACAAUUGCCGAAAAACAGCGCCUAAGAAGGCCGUUACCCCCUCGCCUGCGUCCAGAGGACCAGAUAAUGAAAUACCAGAAUCAUUACGGACUCCUAGCACUUGCUCUUGCCCGCAGCAUCCAAACGGCUAGGAAAGAUCAGCCGGUCGAACAUCAAAGAGACGCGCAGCACCUGCAUGGAGACCAGCAGCAACAAAAGGACAAUCAAACACUCCACGAGCAACAGCAUCCGUCGACCAGCCACAUUUCUGACAACAAUGAUGAUUCUAGACCCACCCCCCAACCUGCUGUUGAUCAACCAGCGACUGCGACAAACAGUGUACUGGCACACGCCUUGCAUCAUCCACUCCCCUCUCCUGUCCCCCGCCAAGGACCCCUGCUGACUACAAGCAACACGUUGGUGAACCUGCCAUUGCUCGACCCAACUCAGUCGUCUCCUGCAGACUCGCAACAAAACAUUCCCAUUGCCCAAGCAGAGCGUUGGGAGCAAUCCCCUCCCCACUCCACUCCAAGUGGGUACGAAUCGCAGCACGCUGCAAUGGCCCAAGAAUGGUCCAUGUUCAAUUCUUCUACGGCAAAUUCUGUUCUCCGAGCAAAUGCGCCCCUGCAUACAACGAUACGGUAUCGCCAUCAAGCGGGUAUGCAGCAUCAUAUACACCCUGUCUCUUCUGAUGCCAGUUAUGUUUGGUGGUACGCUCCAUCUCCCUUUGGCUUUGAAGUGGAUUCACUAGCAGCUUUCCCUCACCCUCUUCCCUUGCCGCGCCCAAUACCCGCGGCUACUCUGAGCCCCAGUGGAUAUAUCAGAACGGUGUUCCCACUAACAGCGUCUUCAACUGGAAGCCCUACGCCUCGGAAUCCUCUUCCAACGCCCCAAUUCCCAUCGCCUAGACCUUCCGCUGACCCCUCGAGACUCCCUCAACCCACUGAAGGACUGUCCCUUCGCUUUUCCAGACCCAUCCUUCAUAGACCCCCUUCAGACGUUCCACGACACGGCCCUGAACCUUCUACACUAGUCUCUGGAGGUCGGCGAUCUAUACCUAGUUGGCGCUUUGAACCUCCUAGAGCAUUUUGGCCACCUACAGCUGGAGGCGAUCAAGGAGACGCACAUUUGCCAUCUACGCAUAAUCUAGUGGACCUCGACCCCCUCGGUCCUCUAGUUGCAGAAGCACUUUCAUCAGCGCUGUCUGAUUCAGAUUCGCCUACGGGAUCUGGACAAGGACCACACAGGGAUCAAGGGUGGCCAUAA
Messenger RNA from Eimeria maxima, 1947 nucleotides. RefSeq lists its product as hypothetical. Bases 1 to 1947 code for a protein of 648 amino acids. The record is from RefSeq and is a predicted model, not a curated record. The transcript has a single exon. Lineage: Eukaryota; Apicomplexa; Conoidasida; Eucoccidiorida; Eimeriidae.